AGCCCUAACUUGUAACAGAGGAUCUUAAUUAUGAUUUUCAUGAAACCCUAAUUCUCUCCGCAACACUUGAUGCUCCUCAGUUAAUACCUCUCAGCCUUCAGUUUAUGUGCCCUAUCUCAUUUCCUUUGAUCUAGAGCUAUGCAUCGUCAAGGAGCUCUAGAUAGAAAGGAGACUCAAGCUGGAGCAGGAGCAGGAACUGGCAAUGGCAACGAGAACACCAUAUCAUCGGAAGGCUUACCUUCGUACUCGAACUAUCGUCUUAGGCUGAAUCCAAAUACAGAUCACAAGCCUGAUAACUACGAGGAUCUCCAAUUGGAGUUCAGUCCUCUGCUUUUCAGCUCGUUGGAGAGGUACCUGCAUCCUAACCUGUUGGAUGAGUCGCGUGAGACCAAGGUCCAAUACAUCAAGGAAAUUUUGCAUCGAUAUUCUCCAGAAGGCGAUAGAACGCGAGUCCAGAAGCACAGGGAAUACCGCCAGAAGAUUAUAUCCAAUUAUCAGCCUCUACAUAGGGAGUUAUUCACUAUGCAUGCAGAAAAUUUCUUUGUGCCAACCUUCCUCAAGGCAGUGCAUGACAAUACUGAGGAGAGUUUUAAAAAGAUAAUGGUUGAACCCAUACCUGGAGUGUUUUCAUUUGAAAUGCUUCAACCGCGUUUCUGCGAGAUGUUGCUAUUGGAGGUAGAAAACUUUGAGAAGUGGGUUCACGAGACAAAAUUCAGAAUCAUGCGACCAAAUACGAUGAAUAAAUAUGGUGUGGUUCUUGAUGACUUUGGGAUGGAACCCAUGCUUAACAAGUUCAUGGAAGACUUCAUACGGCCUAUGUCUAGAGUACUUUUCAGUGAAGUGGGUGGAUCCUCACUUGACUCUCAUCAUGGGUUUGUAGUUGAGUAUGGAAUCAACAGGGAUGUUGAUCUUGGCUUUCAUGUAGACGAUUCUGAAGUUACACUGAAUGCGUGCUUGGGCAAGCAAUUUUCUGGUGGAGAAUUGUUCUUCCGAGGUGUUAGAUGUGAUAAUCAUGUGAACUCAGAAACUCAUCCUGAGGAAAUCUAUGAUUACUCCCAUAUACCUGGGCAUGCAGUUCUUCAUCGUGGUCGCCACCGCCAUGGUGCUAGAGCUACAACUGAUGGACACAGGAUCAAUUUGCUGCUGUGGUGCAGAAGUUCUGCCUUGAGAGAAAUGAAGAAAUAUCAAAAAGAAUUCCCCAACUGGUGUGGAGAUUGCCUAAGGAAGAAGAAAGAGAGGCAGCGGCUGAAAGUUGCUGCCAUUAAAAAUGAAUUAAUAAAGAGGCAAGGAGGAGAACAACAAGCCACUAGAGAGACCGCUGCUUGAAUCUCGAGCGAGUUGGUAGGUUUGGUUGUCUCGUGUUUGUAAUACUCGUGUUGUUACUGUUUAACAAAGAUCAUCCUUGGAAGAAGAAACUGAGUGUAUUUUGGUCAGGGUAAAAGCUGAAACUGAAAGAGAAACUUAAAUUUUACUCAUCACAAUAUGUACUAUUGUUCAAGUUAUGAUGUAAUAUGUAAACUGAAGCUGUUUUAGGUAAAGAACCGACUCUCAAAGGUCAUAUAGUGACUUCUUUUACUUUUUGUAUCUUAUAUUUUGGUUAUAAAAAAACAAAUUUGAA
Molecule: messenger RNA, 1618 nt
Organism: Impatiens glandulifera
Lineage: Eukaryota; Viridiplantae; Streptophyta; Magnoliopsida; Ericales; Balsaminaceae
Product: 2-oxoglutarate and iron-dependent oxygenase domain-containing protein CP2-like
Exons: 9
Coding region: 139-1326 (395 amino acids)
Molecular function (GO): L-ascorbic acid binding; iron ion binding; oxidoreductase activity, acting on paired donors, with incorporation or reduction of molecular oxygen
Source: RefSeq, a predicted model, not a curated record